Cyprinodon tularosa is the source of this 1619-nucleotide messenger RNA. RefSeq names its product extracellular matrix protein 1-like. Gene Ontology annotation, cellular component: extracellular region. Lineage: Eukaryota; Metazoa; Chordata; Actinopteri; Cyprinodontiformes; Cyprinodontidae. Gene Ontology annotation, biological process: signal transduction; regulation of bone mineralization. The record is from RefSeq and is a predicted model, not a curated record. The transcript has 10 exons. The coding region runs from base 183 to 1619 and encodes 478 amino acids.
UUGCUGUGAUUGCCUGCAGGGUGAGCUAUCAGACAGACCCAGUGGUGUCUGUUUGACCAAUUACCGGGCCGGUCUGUGCGUGUUUUCCUGGGCGGCAACUGAUCUGAUAUAAUAACUGGGUCACUAAAUUCCUCUGUCCAGCACAUACCAGCAGACAUUAUACCAGAGGACGGAUCACAAACAUGAGCUCCUCCGCGGCUUUGGUGAGCGCCGCUGUUGCGUCGCUCUUAGUACUGAGCUCAGCUUGCAAAGAUGCGCAAACUUGCGUUCAGAGUGAGUCCACCAUAUCCCAUCCCUUCCAAGGUCAAGUGCUGCUGGAACCAAUUAUGCAGAGAGAGGUAGAUUUGUCCGAGCUUAUCAAAUUUGGAGAGCCCUUUGCAUCAGAAGGAGAACUACCACCAAGUCGACCCAAUUUUGGCCCACGCUCUUUUUUUCCUGCGCUCAGCUAUCCUGUCCAGUUUCCCCUCGGCCAACCAACGGCUGACAACAUUGAGGCCAUAUGUGUUAACUCCGACCAUCGUCCCCGCUACCCAGACUCUUAUUUUCCUAACUCUGGUUUUGGCAAACAGAAGCGCCAGGCCACAGCUGUUAAUAAUGCAGAGUGGUGGUUCAGCACAUGCUGCAAAGGGAACCAGACAUGGGGGACUGAGAUGACGCUGUGUUGCGCCACACAGGCAUGGCAACAAUCAGUUAACCUGUUCUGUGAGGAGGACUCCUCUGUCAAAGAUCGGCUUUAUCAUUGCUGCAGGAGAACGGAUACCAGCAGAUUCCAGUGUUUUAAAGAAAACGCUCAAAAUCCAAACUACGAGCCAACGCUUGAGCUGCCUGUGGAGGAGGUUGGCUCUACUCAAAGCUUUAACUUCAACCAGGACACUUGCCCGAGGAAUCUGAUGAGUCCACAUCUUGCAAGAGCCAGUAGAGAAAAAACUGAACUCAACCCAGCUGCCUCCCCAAAAACCGACAUCAUCUUCCCUCCUGGGAGGCCUUCUGCAAUCAACAUUGAGUCACUGUGUAGCAACCAGAAGUUCAGACCUCUCUACUCAACCAAGUGCCUCCCACGCUCAGGCUACGAGAUCCUGGCUCAUCAGGUGAAGACCAUCAACCGUUUGGAGAAGAAAUACAAGCAGUGCUGCAAAAAGAAGAAGGGUGCACUCCAAUGUGCUGAGCAGAAGUGGCGCUUGGAACUCAAUAGGUACUGCUCAGGCAAGAUUGCUGGGCAGAUAGACCUUCAGUGUUGUCAGUCAAAUGAUCCAUUUGGCUGCUUCCAGACAGUUUCUCUGGAUCCGCUCUAUAAUAAAACAUCUGAGAAGGAGGCACCUGCUCUUAGCACAAUGUGUGAUACUAAAGUUUUCACCGACAACAGAUUUCCUGUUGGUUUUCAGCUGAAAAGCCUAUGCUGCCCCCUGUCGGAGCAAGACAGAAACCCUUGUUUUGCACAAAAGAUAGAACAAUUAUCCCAGAGCCUGUGUUCAUCAGACACCUUUUCCACUGCAGCUGUUUACCGCUGCUGCAAGAGGACUUCACCUGAGGAGAUCUCACGAUGUGUUGGUGAAAAUGUCAACAAACAAUUGAACAAGAGGGGUCAGAGGAAGAAUAAGAAAAUUUGCCCCAUUCCUUAA